AUGUAUAUUCUACUGCGGUUUUUCAAUAAUGUCAUCCUCAUGCUCAUCAACUUUUUAAUUGCAAUUUAUUUCGGCCGACGUUUUUUCAUCGCUAUGACACGACACUACAAGAUCGUCAGCGAAAUUACGGAAUUCAAUUCGAUUGUGAGGGAAGCCAGGGACAGUCUGGAUUAUGUGACGACCAAGAUUGCUGCACUUAUGAAAGAUAUCGAAGGAGACAUCGCUGAAGAGCUUCAUGUGACUCACAAUUUGACGAAAUUGAGCUCAAAAACGUCAAUGCUAUUGAAAAGAUAUGGAGAAGUUGAGGACCGAGUGCUGGAGUUAGUCCGAAUGAACGAGAACAUGGCAAAUGUCCAACUGGAGACCCCCGACGACAUAAAAUCCGAGAUGAAGAGAACAAUAAUGAAAAUAAAAAAAGAACAGCUGGGAUCUUACACAAAAAGCAUGACCCCAAAUUCGGACAAUGUUCUGACAUAAUAACCAAGCCAUUCCUUCAACUUGACGUAUUUAUUCGGCGUA
Diachasma alloeum is the source of this 519-nucleotide messenger RNA. RefSeq lists its product as uncharacterized. The transcript has 5 exons. The record is from RefSeq and is a predicted model, not a curated record. The coding region runs from base 1 to 477 and encodes 158 amino acids. NCBI's taxonomy places the organism in Eukaryota, Metazoa, Arthropoda, Insecta, Hymenoptera, Braconidae.